CACGCAGCCACACCGUCCUGCGCGGCCGCGGCCCGCGGCAAAAUGUGAGUGCUGCAGUCUUCCCAGAGAGUGUGUCAUGGGGCCUUCCCUCGGAAAGCGCAAUUGUGGUUUUCUGACGACACGCAGGUCAGGACACGGUCACCAGAGGCCAUCUAUAGAUACAUCUGUGGGCAUUCCGUAAUGUAAGGUGACCGUUGCCCUCCGUUGCCUCAUGCGAUAGUCUGCUUCCGAGUCUGACCCGUGAAAAUCUUGGUCACCGACCGCUUUCCCAUAUAAGCCAGCAGAACUGGUAGGCUUUAGCAGUGGAGAGCCAUGGCAUCGCUGGGUCUUCGUUUCUUCGGGAUCGCUGCUCUUCUGGGCGGUCUGUACGUUCCGGUAUGUCAUGCCGUCACGACAGUUACCGUCAGUGCAACUGCAAGCCAUACAAUCCCCACGACACUCUAUGGCCAAAUGUUUGAAGACAUAAACCAUAGCGGUGAUGGCGGGUUGUAUGCAGAAUUGUUGCAGAACAGAGCCUUCCAGCAGGUUACCCCAGGCGAUUCAAGCUCUCUGGAUCCUUGGGUGGCUGUCAAUGGAGCAGAACUCGAAGUCAUCGCGGAUACAGACCCAGUGUCCAGUGCACUUCCGAACUCCCUGCAGGUCACAAUACCCUCUGAUGCGACCGGCUCAGUGGGAUUCAGUAACCCAGGCUAUUGGGGCAUCAAGGUGGACCCGUCCUGGACCUAUAAUGCGUCGCUGUACUAUCGCUUCCCGUCAGAGUCCCCGUACUCCGGUACCCUCACUGUUGGCCUCGAGUCAGACACCGGAGAGGUUUUUGCCUCAAAUUCCACGACCAUCGACGGCUCGCAGACGUCGUGGGCGAACGUCUUCCUGACGCUGACGCCCUCGAGUUCUGCGUCGAACACAAACAACAGCUUCUUCGUCACCAUCAACGGUUCGGAGGCGGCUGGCGAAAUCGUGAAUUUCGCCAUGUUCUCGUUGUUCCCACCUACGUACAAGGACAGGCCGAACGGGAUGCGUAUUGACAUUGCUGAGACCUUGGCUGCAAUGAAGCCCACCUUCUUCCGUUUCCCGGGCGGCAACAAUAUCGAGGGCCAAUCUUUCGAUACACGUUGGCAAUGGAAUGCGACUGUCGGCUCCCUCUUGGAUAGACCGGGUCGCAUGGGCGAUUGGGGAUAUGCGAACACUGACGGUCUUGGUCUUCUCGAGUACUUGACGUUUUUCGAAGACGUUGGUAUGGAACCCAUCAUGGCAGUCUGGGCAGGGUACUCCUUGAAUGGAGAGAGCGAACCUGAAGACGCUCUCGCACCUUUCAUUCAACAGGCCAUUGACCAGAUUGAGUUCGUCGUAGGUGACCCCAGCACGAGCGACGCAGCGGCUCUGCGAGCUUCGUUGGGCCACCCGGAGCCGUUCUAUCUCAACAAUGUUGAGAUCGGAAACGAGGACUUCUUUGCGUCCGAUUCGUAUGUGUACAGAUGGCCAGACUUUUACGGGAACCUCAGCGCAGCGUUCCCUGACCUGACUUUCAUCGCAACGACAUAUCCCUUCGACCCCGUCAUCUAUCCCACGCCUCCGCAUUACGAUGUGCAUGUCUACCAGACGCCAGACUGGUUUAUCGAGAACGCUUUCUACUACGAUAGCUUUGAGCGGAACGGUACAACAUACUUCGAGGGAGAGUACGCGUCUAUCUCAACCAAUGCUAGCAAUCUCUACGGAACUCCAGAAGAAGGAAGAUUCUUGUAUCCGACUAUGCAGAGUUCGACAGCAGAAGCCGCCUUCAUGACUGGCCUAGAGCGCAAUAGUGACAUUGUCUUCGCGGCUUCGUACGCGCCUCUUUUGCAACUCGCGAAUGAUUCCCAAUGGACACCCAAUCUCGUCAACUAUGACGCUGGAACAGUCUACCCGUCCACAAGCUAUUACGUGCAGCAGCUAUUCGCCGUGAACCUUGGUGACGAGUACAUACCUAGCACGCUGCCUACGGAGGAUGGUACACUAUUUUGGACCAUCUCGCGGAACUCUACUUCUGGAGACACCUUUAUAAAGAUCGUCAAUCCGGUGACAGAUGAGCAAGAUUUGCUGUUCGACUUGGCCUUCACCACUGUCGCGAGCUCGGGCACCCUGCAGCUCUUCCAUGGUACUCAAAAUGACAGCAACACGCCGACGACCCCAGAUCUGAUAACACCACAAACGAGCACGAUCACGACAGGACAAGCGUUCAACUACACGGCGCCAGGCUACAGCGUCAGCGUCAUAACAGUGAACGCGAGUUGAUGACAUGAUCGGGAGACUUGAGCUGGUGGUACGAG
Messenger RNA from Fomitopsis serialis, 2306 nucleotides. RefSeq names its product glycoside hydrolase family 51 protein. Gene Ontology annotation, molecular function: alpha-L-arabinofuranosidase activity. NCBI's taxonomy places the organism in Eukaryota, Fungi, Basidiomycota, Agaricomycetes, Polyporales, Fomitopsidaceae. Bases 313 to 2271 code for a protein of 652 amino acids. The record is from RefSeq and is a predicted model, not a curated record. Gene Ontology annotation, biological process: L-arabinose metabolic process. The transcript has 26 exons.